UUCACUUGUUUCUUAUUUGGUAAUAUGUAAUUGCACCCACUAACCAAAUCUGCUUAGAGAAUAGUUAAUAUAUUCAACCAACGUAGCGCUGGCGGUAUAGUCGCCAAUUAUCUGAUAGAAGCGGGACCUACGAAGUUCUCUGUGCAAUCAAGCAAAUUCAGUUUCCUUUCACGGCGAAGGUAGACGUCUACCCAAAAAAAGCAAGAGGCAAGCUGCCGGUGCCCUAAGUACUUGCACCAAAUUCCCCGUUGGCCUGAUUUCAUUCAAAAUUAGAUGAAGACUGACAAAGCAGUCGUGGUCAUGCUGAACAAACGACAAAGUGCAACUACUUCUAAACAGAAAGAAAAGCUUGAGGAAACGUUAAAGUCGCUGAUAUUACAAAUAACCUCCCUUUCAAGAGAUGUGUUCGUCAAAAGAGUCGACCAAAUUCCGACCGUAUUGGAAAACAAUAAUCGGGCACUGCGACUCUUGAAUGAAGCCGCCCAAUUUGUUCAAAUUGAGCUACAGAAGUGUUCUCGUCCUAAAUUGGCACCCGAAGCCGAACAUCGACGGGCCCUUCGUCGGUCUAUCUUCUCGUGGGAGCUUAUUCCUGGUAUCAGCUCUACAAAACACUGUCUCUCCCCGCUAGACUUGGACGAUGCUGAUAAGCUACUGGAAUAUGCGCUAAAAACAAGAAACGGCGUCUUGAUAAUAGGUAAUAGCGGCCAAGGCAAAACAAUGCUAAUUCGUUUCGUCCUGCAAAAGAUCGCUCGGGUGUCGGUGUACGUAGAUACACGAGAUAUUGUCGAGUUGAACCUCAUAUUUAAUCGAUUUGCAGAACUACGCUCCGCAGUGCUUGUUCUAGACAAUGUAGAGUUAUUUCAUUGUCGAGCAAUCCGACAGAAUCUUCCUACUAUUCGACAACACAACGUAAUAUGUGUGAUAACCUCAGACGAUGAGGUUUUAAACCAGCUAUCCGACCUAAUGUGUUCAAUGAGGAUUCCGGAUCCAUGUGCACAGCAUUUGGCCCGAUUGUACACACUGCUGGUACGUGGUUUCCAUUCGACACCGAAAUGCAUACUUCCAUCAUGUCGUACUCGAUUAGCUAUUGUCCGCUCGCUUCAGAUGGAAAUGCUUGACACUAACGUGAUGAAGAAGGGCGAUUACGUUGAAGCGAGUUCGGAGCCACCAGGCCCUCCGCAGCCGCCUGACGUAAGUGAAGAACAUCCAGGUGCUUAUUAUGUCAAUAAAUGCUUGGCGAGUACAGAACAGUUUCGCAAACUAGAACGGAAUACACCACCACGGAAAAGAACAAAAGGCAAAAAGCCUUUAAAGAAAAAGAAAAAGACAAAAAAGAAAGAUCAGAGAAAGCCGAAAAGCCGUAUGAAAGAGUGCUUUACGGUUUGACUUACGAUGACGAUACUUCGUAGAAAAUUUCUGUGGAAAGCGUCAUACCGGCAGUGGAAAAUUCGGGCAACCCACCCAUUUUAACAACGACACGAUAAAUAUAGCGAGAGGCGUGGCUAAUGUGCGACUUUGUCACUAUGUGUCUGUAGGUAUGUGUCUGAGAUUUAAUGAAGCAACAUCACGUACGGCGUAGUAAGCCGAGCGGGAAUUACACGCUUUCGACGACAUACUGCUCCAUGAUU
Molecule: messenger RNA, 1628 nt
Organism: Varroa destructor (honeybee mite)
Lineage: Eukaryota; Metazoa; Arthropoda; Arachnida; Mesostigmata; Varroidae
Source: RefSeq, a predicted model, not a curated record